UUGCAUCCAAGUAAUGUAAGUUCGGCAUAUGGAACUCUUCCACUACAAAAUCAUCAUGAUUGCUUCUUCAUCUUAGUCCUGCUAUCAUCUAAUUCUUCCCUCCAGAUGAUAUUAAGGCUGAAUUGUUGGAUGUGUAUGAACGGUGAGUGAAUGCCGUUCAUUUUCAAAAUAUGGCUGUUGAAUCGGGAUCCUAGGUUUCCCCUUUUAACCAUGUUCUUGGUGUCGAGAUAUGCUCCUUUCUGAACCAUGUUCUUGUUUAUUUAUUGAUAUCCAUGAGUUAUGGAAACUUAUGUUCUUUCUUUAUUAUAUUGGCAUUCAUUGAGAGUUUCAGUUCACAUUGUUCAGGCUCAAGAAUAUGCUGACAAUAUUUUCCUGUCGCAUCAAUGCUUUGAAAGUACCUUGUGAAUGGCUCGUACCUGAUUGUGAAUUGCAGUUGAGGAACAAUAAAAUUUGUUGCCAAUUGUGGUAACUUGCAGGCUUUCUCAGCAGGGUGCUGGUUUGGGGCUACCUUGUGGGCUAAGUUUGGCCUCAAGGCAGAGGGAAAGUAGAGGUAACCUACUUAUGUUAUAUUCCUAGCUUAAGAUUAUUCUGCAAGGAAUGUUAUAUGCUUGAACUUAACUUGCAUAUUUAAGAGCCGCCAAAAACUAUUGUACGACAUAUACUGAUUCAAGGAAAUUCACAAGCUUCGGAUCGAUAUAGGCAUGUAGCUUCAAUUGCAGGUGCUGCCAUCUCUUAAUAAUAUCAUGUCAUUCAUUUCCUAAUCAUGUCUACAUUUUGUUCACAGGGAUGAGCGUGUUCAAUCUCAACGCGGCAGACUUCUUCAUAACAUCCAACUGGGGAUCCCCAACGGACAACCGAAUCUUUGUGAACAAGCACACAGGCGAUCGCUGGGAGCCUGGCAACUUGGUCGUCAUCGGCGAAUCCGAGAAGGUGAAAGAGCUCGAAGUCUCGGGGACCACCUUCCGCGGCGAAAAGCUCACGGAGCUCAGCAGAGACCUCCGAGCCUGGAACGACAGGACGCGAUGCAGCCUCCGCGUCAACUGCGAGGGAUCCUGCUUCGUCCUCGACUACCGAGCAGGGGACUCCUCUGGCAUCCGAAUCAACACCGUAUUCGACUGGUCCAAGCAUGGCGUCAGGACGGCCAAGGAGAGGCAGCUGGAGUUCCUCACCUCACAACUGGAGGACAAGGACAGCACGGUUUCGGAGCUGCGUAGAAACUUGGAGGACACGGCAAAGGAGCUCGCGUCGAACAAGUCCGAGCUGGUCGAGGCACGAGGCGAGCUCGGUGCCCUGUCCAGGCGUCUGGACAGGGUGAACAGAGCGGCAAAGGAGGUGGAGGAAGUUGUGGAGGAGAUGGAGAAGGAGAAGAGGGACUAUGCGGCGGAGUUGAGGUCGAGGUACGAGAAGGGGUUGGAGAGGAGGAAGAGGAGGGUUGAAGAGCUGGAAGCGGAGGUGGAAGGGAAGGAGAGGGAGGCGAGGGAAUGCAGGUUGAAGGGGAUGAAGGCGGAGGAGGAGGCGGCGGCGUGGAGGAAGGCGGCGGAGAGGAAGGGUAAGAUGGUGGAGGAAUGUGAGAGGGUGGUGGAGGAGAAGGAGAAGGAGGUUGGGGUGUGGAAGUUGAGGUUGAGGGAAGUGGAGGAGAGGAAGGUGAGUGAAGAGAGGGAUGUGGAGGUGGAGCAUUGGAAGAUGAAGUUGAGGUAUAAGGAGGAAGAGCUUGCGGUUAGUAGGAAGCUGUUGGAGUGGAAGGAUAAGGUGAUGGAGAUGACGAAGGAGAAGGUUUCCGGUAGUGAUUCUUCCGAGAUUUGGAUACUGUGAAGCUCUUUGAUGGGUGGGGAAAAAUUUAAUACCCUGUUAACCGCUUGACGUAAAUAAGUCAAAGACAUUCAAUUUUUAUUGAAGUCUGACAACAAAAUUCUUAAUCGACGGAUAAUUUCCAUUAACUAUUGGCUAAGUCCAAAAUAUAUAUAUAUUGAAUUUUUUGGGGAUUUUUUCAGAAAUAGCACUUUGAAAAAAAAAAUUCAAAAAUUGCACCCAUCCGAAAAUAUUUACAAAAAUAACACCCUUUUUUAUGGACCGCACGUGGAGGGUGCGCUUUAUAUAUAAACCGCACUUCUAAAGUGCGGUUUAUUAUCCUUGGCCAAAACCGAAUCUUGGCCAUGUGGUUUCAGGUUUGACCUACAUAAACCGCACGGUCGAGGUGCGGUUUUGGCCUGACCUAGCAAAACCGCACAUUGGAGAUGCGGUUUGCUUCUCCAAAACAAAACCGCAUCCCCAAGGUGCGGUUUUGCCACACAAACCGCGCCCCCCAGUGCGGUUUGUGUGUCAAUUAUUUUCCAACACCCGACAUAUAGUCUUGCAGAAUAACAGACGUGGGGCUGCAUUGGCGGACGAAAACCGCAUCUCUAAGGUGCGGUUUUCAUCAGUGAUUUUGCCUAUAUAAGAAUGCACGGAAAACCUCUUCUCUUCACAUCUCUCCUUCUCCCUUUUCAAUUUUCUGUUCUAGCUCUAUAUUUCUUUAGUGUUUUUGCGAUUAACGUUAACUCGUAAGUUUAUUUUGUAUUACUUUUUAUUGUUAUUUGUGAUUUGUGAUUUUUAUGGUAUUAACUGAACUACGAUUUUUUUGCAGAUGGCAUUCCAAAAGUUCACGCUUGGCUUACGGUGGAAUGGUUACACGGAAGAGACCGGAAAAGGGGUCACCUCGGGUUGGAUCCGGUGCUUAAGCCUAUAAGUUUAAGCAUCUUCUUAAGUCAUUCUCAUUGGCUAAUAGUAGAUUAGGUAGUUAAUAGUGGUUAGUAGUUAAUUGUUAGUUGAGGGUAAAUGAGGUAUUAUGCAAAUAUAAUUAAUACUAAUAAUUAAUGAUUUAUUUCUCUCUCCUCCGUAACCUUCUUAUUACCCUCUCUCGUCACUAUCAUUAAAAGGAAAUUCAGAAUUAAUUAAAUUAAAUAUUAUUAUUUAAUAUUUAAUAAAUUCGGACUUAAUGUUUUUUCUUUCUUAAAAUGAAAAUUAAAAAUACCCGCUCUCUCUCUCACUUUGAGACAACUUGCAAUGUAGUAUUAACGUUUUACAAUGAUAUUAUUAACUUUUAUGAAAUUAAAAAUACAUGCUCUCUCUCAUUUUGAGACAGCUUGCAAUGUAGUAUUAACGUUUUGCAAUGCCAUUAUCAACAUUUAUGAAAUAAAUAAUUAUUAAUAUACCUAAUCAUUAUUAAUAUUUUCAAUAUACUUAUCAAUUAUUUACAAUUACAUUAUUAACAAUUUUGGAUCAAUUAUUACUGUUUUACAUUUUUGUCAUCAAUGCUUGUGAAUGAAUCAUUAAAGUCAUAUAACAUUGCCACUAAAAGUUUGAGUAGUGCAAUAUUAUUGAUUUACAAUAUUUUUAGUUUUUUACCAAUGAUUCACAUUUUCAUCUCAUGUUUAUAACUAUCUAGUCAUGACAUCUUCCAAUGACUUCUAAUGACAUUGUUAACAUUUUGCAAUCAAUUGAUAUUGCUUUGUAUAUCGUUCUCAGUGAUCAUGAAUCACAAUAUAGAUCUUCAAGAUCUUCGACACUUGUGACAUAGUGCACCUGUGAUUCAGUCAAACAAACAUUAGUAAAGGAAACUCAUUGCAAUUUGAAUGAGCGAGGAAAAUGUUAAUAAUGAUAACAAAAACUUUAAUAACAUGACAGUUAAAAAUUUCGAAUUGGUAACUGAAGUAUUAAUAAUUAAACUUCCAUAAUGGUAGCAGAAACGUUGAUGACUUAAAUAUAAAAGGUUAAUAAUGGU
Molecule: messenger RNA, 3760 nt
Organism: Linum trigynum
Lineage: Eukaryota; Viridiplantae; Streptophyta; Magnoliopsida; Malpighiales; Linaceae
Source: the annotation of a GenBank genome assembly